This is a messenger RNA of Eublepharis macularius, 1432 nucleotides long. It is a transcript of the gene ANXA3, whose product is annotated as annexin A3. Gene Ontology annotation, molecular function: calcium-dependent phospholipid binding; phospholipase inhibitor activity; calcium ion binding. The coding region runs from base 115 to 1086 and encodes 323 amino acids. The record is from RefSeq and is a predicted model, not a curated record. Gene Ontology annotation, cellular component: cytoplasm. Lineage: Eukaryota; Metazoa; Chordata; Lepidosauria; Squamata; Eublepharidae. The transcript has 13 exons.
UCCUCCUCCGCGGCCGGGCAGGUGGAGCCUCCAGAGGGCCAGGCGCAACUUUUCUCCGGCGUCGCUGGCAACUUCGCGGCUGCUCCGGCGGUGCCUUCCUGAGGGAAGUUAAUCAUGGCCUCCGUCUGGGUUGGCAAUCGAGGAACAAUCCAGAAUGUUGGAGGCUUUAAUCCAUCCAGAGAUGCUGAGGCCAUUCGGAAAGCAAUCAGGGGAAUGGGAACGGAUGAGAAAACUCUAAUAGACAUCCUUCCGGGGAGGUUGAAUGCGCAGCGACAGAUGAUCGCGAAGGAGUACAAGGCGGCUUCAGGAAAGGAUCUGAAAGAUGCAUUGAAGGGUGAUCUGUCAGGCCAUUUGGAGCAUGUUAUGGUGGCUCUUGUAACUCCUCCGGCGGUUUUUGAUGCUAAACAGCUGAAGAAAUCCAUGAAAGGUUCUGGGACCGAUGAGAAGACGCUGAUCGAAAUCCUCGCUUCCAGGAAUAACAAGCAAAUGAAGGAAGUUGCCCAGGCAUAUUAUACAAUUUAUAAGAAGAGCCUUGGUGAUGACAUCAGCUCUGACACGUCUGGUAACUUCCGAAAAGCCCUGCUGACCCUGGCAGAUAGCAGGAGAAGUGAAAGCCCAAUUGUGGAUGCUCAUCUUGCCAAGAAUGACGCACAGAUCCUGUACAACGCGGGUGAGAAGAGAUGGGGCACCGAUGAAGACAAAUUCAUAGAGAUUCUGUGCUUUAGCAGCAUGCCGCAGCUCAGACAUACCUUUACUGAAUACCAAAACCUCUCCGGGAAGAAUAUAGAAGACAGUAUAAGGAGUGAGAUGUCGGGACACUUUGAGGAUCUGUUGUUGGCCAUUGUUAAAUGUGCAAACAACACUCCUGCGUUCUUCGCUGAAAGGCUGCGCGGGGCUUUGAAGGGGGCUGGGACAGAUGAAUUUACUCUGAACAGAGUCAUGGUGUCCAGGUCCGAAAUCGACCUCUUGGAUAUUCGAGCUGAAUAUAAAAAACUGUAUGGACAUUCCUUGUAUUCUGCUAUUAAAUCCGACACCUCUGGAGAUUACAGAACCACAUUGCUGAAGAUUUGUGGAGGAGAUGACUGAUGCAGGGAAACCUCGAGAGAAGUGCUGAGCCACCACGUGCACCCCCCCCCAUCCCCACUCUUCCCCACUGUUGUCCUGGCUCUCUGAAAUGUCUACGCAAGUGAAAAAUUGCCGACGCUCUUCCUGGGUUUGCUUUUUCAUUAGGCCUCGUAACAAACAGAUGCUUCUUGGAGCGCAGCCCUUCAAGCAAUCGAUGACGCUCGUUUCGCCACACACCAGGAGCUGGAGGAAAACCCACACUCGGAAUUUUAUAGGCCAUAUCUGCCUGUGCUGCAGAAAUUGCUGUCGUGUGUGAGGUUGCCAUCUGUUUGGAAGGAGUGAGAAAAUAUAAAGAAAUGGAAUCCUG